CGUCAGAACGUGUCUAAUUAGUCUGAUUACUCGAGGUCCCCCACCAAUCCACUUAAGUGUAUUUAUUUUUCGGUUUUGCAGAAUUAACAAUAUUUUACCAAAAAUUGUAACUCGUGAAACUAUAGAGUCCGCCCCAUAUACUUAAAUGCUUUGUCCCUUAGAGAAGUGUGCUGGAAAUAAGUGGACACAAUUCAGUUUUCUCGCUCAAUUUUCCAUUUUUUUCAUAUGAAGUUCAACAUUUAAGUUUUCGUGGCUUCAAGCUUCCUAAAACACCAAAUGAACAAUAUCUACGGUUUUGGAAUUUUGCUAUUAACUCUAACUACCAGUUAUGUGGGAGCAGAGCCUAUUGGGAAAAUUCAGACUGAAAAAGCCCAUAAAUUAAAGCUACCACCCUGUAGGGCAUGUAAAAUAUUUGUGGACUCCUUUCACAAGGGAAUGGAAAGAACUGCGAAGUUCAAGUUCGAAGGGGGCGAUGCUGCCUGGGAAGAAAAAAAUUUGGGCAGUUAUGCAAACAGUGAAGUUAGAUUUGUGGAAGUCCAAGAGAAACUGUGCUCUGAAGUUGUCGAAGGAAAAGAUCAGUGCUACCAAUUAAUUGAGGAAUAUGAAGAGACUCUGGAAGCAUGGUGGAAAGACAAGCAAAAAGAAGAACCCGAUCUAGCAAAAUAUAUCUGCAUCGAUAAAUUUAAAGUUUGUUGUCCGGAGAAACACUUUGGGAAAGAUUGCACGCCUUGUCAAGGAUAUCCAGACCAAAUUUGCAACAAAAAUGGCAAAUGUAAAGGCUCAGGAACAAGGAAAGGGAACGGCAAGUGCCUUUGUGAUGCUGGUUAUUCAGGAGAUUACUGCGAUUCGUGUGCUGACGGCUUCUAUGAAUCUUACAAAGAUGAAAAUAAAAUACUCUGUUCCCCUUGCCACCCUUCAUGUGACGGCAAAUGUUCCAAAGAAGGCCCAACUGGCUGCAAAUCUUGUAAAAAUGGAUAUUUAUCAAGUAAAGAUCGAGGUUGCACAGAUGUUAAUGAGUGUUUGAUGGGGCACAAGUGCAACCCAACUCAAUUCUGUGUUAAUUCAGCGGGAAGUUACAGUUGCUUGGAUUGUCACCCAUCUUGUGUUGGAUGCAGUGGAGAUAGUCCUGAGGAGUGUAUUGAAUGUGCACCUGGGUAUAGGAAGAUGGACACAAUAUGUGUUGAUGAAAAUGAAGAAGCAAGGAAGCAACAAAUUUCCUUUGCAAGAUAUCUCACUUAUUUUGGCUUGUGCGUUAGCACAUGCAUAAUUCUUCAAAAGAACGUGUCGAUAGCAGCUGUUUUAGGAGUUUGCGUUGGAAUUUAUAUCACAUUGUCUGAAUAUUUUGCUUUUUCAUCUGAUUUUCCGAAAGACGACUUGAAAGAGCAACUAUCUGGUAAACUCAAACAGGCCUUUGGGACCCAAUAGAACCCAAUAAUUUCUACAAUUGUGUUAAUAAUGGGAAGAUAUGCUUCUAUAUCCAGUGUGGGUUCCAGAAUGUAAUAUAAUUUUAUUUAUCUUACCGUAUGCCCUUUCUAAAAAAAAUUGUUUUGAAUGGAAUUAAAAAACUAGUUAAUUACGACUCCAGUCGCUUAAAAAUGUAUUCAAUACGUUUUAAACUUUGAGCGAUCUACAUGUACCUACUUGCAGUAAUAUUUGUUUAAUUUAUUGGUUUGUUCCCUGAUAAUGUGAUAUAUUGUGUAUUUUGUUGAAUAAAUAGUUGUUCUUA
Dendroctonus ponderosae (mountain pine beetle) is the source of this 1726-nucleotide messenger RNA. It is a transcript of the gene Creld, whose product is annotated as cysteine-rich with EGF-like domain protein 2. Gene Ontology annotation, molecular function: calcium ion binding. The transcript is spliced from 5 exons. The coding region runs from base 277 to 1425 and encodes 382 amino acids. NCBI's taxonomy places the organism in Eukaryota, Metazoa, Arthropoda, Insecta, Coleoptera, Curculionidae. The record is from RefSeq and is a predicted model, not a curated record.